AUGUCCAACGGAAGGAACUUUUCGUUCGAAACUCAGGACGACCAUGAUCUAAAUGCUCAGACGCAGGAGAGGCCGGAAAUUGACUCUCAAUACUACCAACCAUAUCAUGACACUCCUACACGGGAUAUCAUCUCACCUCCACCCAGAUACGCCUCUACAUCACCUCAGCGCCUCCCAGCCACGGGCUCUCCUCCCACCUCUCCACGUAGACGGCCCCUACCACCAAGUACACAUCUUCUCAGCGAAUCUUCAGAUACCUUCGGCCGGUCGUUUCAGCCAGACUACGACGAAUCUCCCGCCCCUCCUCCCCCGCCCCAUCGAGCCAGCCCGACCAGGCUUGCAAGAAAUGAUUCUGGCUUCUCACAAUCUCAUCAGCUCUACAUGGACCCGAGCCCCAGGAUGGACAACUUGAGAGGAACAGCAGCAGGAGCAGGGUUCGCUUCAGUGCCACAAGGGGUUGGGGAUCUUCACUCCCAGCAAACUGGACAAGACGCAAUGCGGUCUAUCCCUCAGGCCUAUUCACCGUAUGAUCGAGAUUGUCCGCGCGAGUUGAGCCCAUAUCGAUCACAAGAGUCUCCUUCGCACCUUCCUCAGAGAAACUCCUAUGGCUCUUCCAAUGCUCUUGCCGCAGGCGCUGCCACACCCGGCACCAUCACCCCGACCCCUUCGUUAGGGCCCAUGUCGUCUGUCUUAUCCGGCGGAAGCAAUCCAAGGGAGGAAUACCAGUUGCAUUCCAACCUUCCUGUAUCCUACUCCAACUAUCAGGAUUCGCCGUACCAACACCCAUACAAGUCUGCCACGAACUCCGCCAACAUCAUGCACCAAGCGAGCAUCAACCCCAACAACAUCAUUGAUGAUGGAGACGAUGGCUUCAUGAACGAGCAGCAGUCACCUGGGAAAGGGGCAGUGAAUCGGCCUUCAGGAUCCGCCGAAGCCACAGCCGCGGGCAGUGCUGGCGUGUUUGGGGGGUUGUUCGGUCGCAAGGCCAAGAACUAUACCCCGAGCGGUACAUAUGAUCCUGUUGAGCCAGAGUCAAAGGCAGAAAAGAGUGAAUGGUUGUCACGACAGACCAAGGGGCGACGGAAGAUGGCUUGGGUGGGAGUCGGCAUUGGGCUGGUCAUUGUCCUUGCCCUCAUCGCUGGUAUAAUUGGCGGCGUUCUUGGAACUCGGAAUUCCGACGACUCGAGCGGUUCGUCAAGCGGCGCCACCAACAACGCAGAUUCCGACAAUGCGGCUAAUGGAGAUCUCGACAAGGACUCGCCAGAGGUUCAAGCUUUAAUGAACAACAAGAACCUUCACAAGGUGUUUCCCGGCAUGGAUUAUACUCCAUGGGGUACGCAGUAUCCUCUGUGCCACACCUACCCUCCAUCUCAGAACAAUGUCACUCGAGACAUGGCUGUAUUGUCACAGUUGACCAACGCUGUUCGGCUCUAUGGCACCGACUGUAAUCAGACCGAGAUGGUCCUUCAUGCGAUUGAUAAAUUGGAGUUGACGGAUAUGAAAGUGUGGAUGGGGGUCUGGAUUGACACUAACCAAACCACCACCGAUCGGCAACUGAAUCAAAUGUAUCAGAUACUCUCCAGCACCAAGGAUCUCACCAUCUUCAAAGGCGUUAUUGUCGGCAAUGAAGCCCUCUACCGUGCUGGGGAGGACAAGACCAAGUCGGAACAGGAACUCAUUGACAUUCUGAAGGAUGUUAAAUCCCAAUUCCAAACCAAAGGCUACGACCUUCCCGUCGCAACGUCGGACUUGGGUGACAACUGGAAUGGUCAACUUGUCCAAGUCGUCGACUAUGUCAUGUCAAAUAUCCAUCCUUUCUUUGCCGGGGUGACGGCCGAAGUGGCCUCUGGUUGGACGUGGGACUUCUGGCAGUCUCACGAUGUUGUGUUGACCCAGGGGAUGACUGGCGUCAAACAAAUCAUCAGUGAAACUGGAUGGCCGAGCUCUGGAGGCACAGACUGUGGUGGAACUGAUGGGUCUUGCGCUCCUGGCCAGAGUGGCUCUGUGGCCAGUGUGGACAACAUGAAUACCUUCAUGGAGAGUUGGGUGUGUCAAGCCCUGGAAAAUGGAACGGACUAUUUUUGGUUUGAGGCAUUUGAUGAACCGUGGAAGGUAGUCUACAAUACCGACGAUCAACAGUGGGAGGACAAAUGGGGUCUCAUGGACCCGGGGAGGAAUUUGAAGUCCGGCUUACAGAUUCCCGAUUGUGAUGGGAAGACCGUCGGCGCAUGA
Messenger RNA from Capronia coronata CBS 617.96, 2232 nucleotides. RefSeq lists its product as uncharacterized. The transcript has 2 exons. Bases 1 to 2232 code for a protein of 743 amino acids. Gene Ontology annotation, molecular function: 1,3-beta-glucanosyltransferase activity; glucan endo-1,3-beta-D-glucosidase activity. Gene Ontology annotation, biological process: cell wall organization; carbohydrate metabolic process. NCBI's taxonomy places the organism in Eukaryota, Fungi, Ascomycota, Eurotiomycetes, Chaetothyriales, Herpotrichiellaceae. Gene Ontology annotation, cellular component: fungal-type cell wall; cell surface; extracellular region. The record is from RefSeq and is a predicted model, not a curated record.